UGGUUGUUUAUUUGCCGCUUUCUCCUCCCCCCGCCCUUCCUCCUCCGCCCUAAGUCCGCCCUCCCGGCGUAGGCUUGCUGGCGGCGUGCGGGCCGCGCCUCCGUGCUGAGGGGAAGGAGGGGGAAAAAGGGGGGAAAAGGCGGAAAAAUCGGCGGCGGCGGCGGCAGUGAGGAGCAGCCGUGGGAGGAUCACUGGCAUGGGCAGAGCCGCAGGUGGAAAGAUCCCGACCGCGCCAGCACCGGGACGGAGCAGCUCAGUCCUGUUUGUGUAACUCCGGGCUCGUGCUGCGGCGAUCAUCCAGCAGGGACAGCGCCGGAUCAACGCCGUCAAGGACACCUUGUCCAACCAGUCACCGUCCUGCGGCUCCGGGCUGAGGUGUCAGCAGGGUGUGGGUGGGACGCUUCGGCCCGCAGCUCCGCUCUGGCGGCUUUCACGCCCCUCGUUCCUUGCUGGCGGGGGGCACGGGGAGCACACCCCGCUGCGCUGGGUUUCUUUGGGCUGCCGUCAGCUGGAAUGUGGAUGCACGCACGGAGCUGGGACACGGAGAGCGCUGCCUGUCAUCCGCGCUGAGCAGCCGGUGGCACAGCCCAGCAGCCCGGCCCCACUGCCCAGCACAUCCCAGAGCCCAGCGCUGCCCUCCAGCAGCGCCCUGCGGGACGAGCAGCCCCCGGAGGGGACUUCUAGAUCUGCUGUGCGGGUUGGCGUCUCAGAUCGGCGCUCCUUCGGAUCGCUUCAGUUAUUUUAAAGCAACGGGCAGCGCCUGGUGUGUGAGUUGGGCUCCUACAUGCGUUUUUUUGUGGAGUAUCUGAACUUUGCAUCAUAAGAAAGCGGAGGUUGGGACUGAACCGCGCGCUGUGGUGGGAGCGUCCGUGCCCUCAGCGGAUCCCUGGGACCACGUGGUGCUGCCGACGAAUGCUCUGAGCCGCCGGGAUGGAGCUGCAGCCUGAGCUGGGGGCAGUGCUCCCAGCCAUGGGGGACGAUGCCCAGUGCAAGGAGCCCAGCCCUGAGCCCUGCCAGCAGCUGCAGGACACGGGGGGUUCCGACAAAGAGGGGGAUGUUCCGUGCGCCAGCGAGCACGGCCAGGAGCUGCAGCCAGCGGUGCAGGAGGAGGUGCCAGGCCCCAGCACCACAGAGGAUCCCGCUGAGCACCAGGAGAGCAGAAGCCAAGGUGCACAGGAGGAGCUGCCCGGCCCCAGCACCACGGAGGAUCCCGCUGAGCACCAGGAGAGCAGAAGCCAAGGUGCCCGGGAGGAUCUGCCCGGCCCCAGUGUGAGCGAUGCAUCCCUGGGGGGAGCCCCGCAGCCGGCAGCCGAGCCCCCCAGCGCCCGCUCCCCCGCCCGCGAGCCUGAGCCCGAUUUCUACUGCGUGAAAUGGAUCACGUGGAAGGGAGAGCGGACGCCCAUCAUCACCCAGAGUGAGAACGGGCCCUGCCCGCUCCUGGCCAUCAUGAACAUCCUCUUCUUGCAGUGGAAGGUGAAGCUGCCCCCCCAGAAGGAGGUGGUGACGUCGGAUGAGCUGAUGGCACAUCUGGGGGACUGCAUCCUGUCCAUCAGACCCCAGGAGAAGUCGGAGGGGCUGCAGCUGAACUUCCAGCAGAACGUCAACGACACCAUGAUGGUGCUGCCCAAGCUCUCGACGGGUCUGGACGUGAACGUGCGCUUCACGGGCGUCUCUGACUUCGAGUACACCCCCGAGUGCAUCGUCUUCGACCUCCUCAACAUCCCGCUGUACCACGGCUGGCUGGUGGACCCGCAGAACCCCGAGGUGGUGCGAGCCGUGGGCAAGCUGAGCUACAACCAACUGGUGGAGAAGAUCAUCACCUGCAAGCACUCCGGCGACUCCAACCUGGUGACUGAAGGGCUGAUCGCUGAGCAGUUCCUGGAGUCCACGGCCUCCCAGCUCACCUACCACGGGCUGUGCGAGCUGACGGCCGCCGUGAAGGAGGAAGAGCUGAGCGUCUUCUUCCGCAACAACCACUUCAGCACCAUGAUAAAGCACAAGGGCCACCUGUACUUGCUGGUGACGGACCAGGGCUUCCUGCAGGAGGAGCGGGUGGUGUGGGAGAGCCUCCACAACGUGGACGGCGACAGCUGCUUCUGCGACACGCAGUUCCACCUCAGCCACGCGCUGGGCAAGGAGGCGGCCGCGCCGGAGCAGAGCCAGCUGGACCAGGACUACAUGAUGGCCCUAUCCCUGCAGCAGCAGCAGGGCCAGGGCCCCUCUGCGCUCAGUGACCUGGAGCUGGCUCGCCAGCUGCAGCAGGAGGAGUACCAGCAGCAGCAGCAGCAGCGGCCGGCCCCGGCCCCCCCCCAGGUAUCGGGGUCCCCUCCUUGUGCCCCUCUGCUCCGUCCUCCCCCCGGCCCCAGCCCCGGUGUCUUCCCGCAGGGCCGAGCGCAGCAGGGCGGCCGCCCGACCCCGGAGCGGAGACAGCGGCACAAGCAGAGCUCGGACUGCACCCUCCUGUAGCCCACCCCCCCGGACCCCCCGUCCCGCAGGGACCCUCUGCUGAUCCUGGGGACGAUGUGGAGUGAGAUGUGGGGGCGGGGGGGGCUCCCUCCUCACACAGCGCUGGGACCGUCCCCAUUUUUCCAGUGGCCUUAACACGGGGGUGAGGAACCCGUGGGAGCGGGGGCCCCCCCCACCCCGCUAUGGACCCUCAGGAGCAGUGGGGCCGCGUGGGGGGGGGAGACGCGUGCCCCCUCCCACAGCAUUGCCUUAGCCCUUGGCCAAUAAAGGACUUUGCCCAU
Molecule: messenger RNA, 2747 nt
Organism: Numida meleagris (helmeted guineafowl)
Lineage: Eukaryota; Metazoa; Chordata; Aves; Galliformes; Numididae
Gene: MINDY1
Product: MINDY lysine 48 deubiquitinase 1
Exons: 9
Coding region: 931-2466 (511 amino acids)
Biological process (GO): protein K48-linked deubiquitination
Cellular component (GO): cytosol; cell periphery
Molecular function (GO): K48-linked deubiquitinase activity; cysteine-type deubiquitinase activity; cysteine-type carboxypeptidase activity
Source: RefSeq, a predicted model, not a curated record